Thyridium curvatum is the source of this 1065-nucleotide messenger RNA. RefSeq lists its product as uncharacterized. Gene Ontology annotation, molecular function: RNA binding; structural constituent of ribosome. Gene Ontology annotation, biological process: translation. The record is from RefSeq and is a predicted model, not a curated record. The transcript is spliced from 3 exons. Gene Ontology annotation, cellular component: cytosolic large ribosomal subunit; ribosome. NCBI's taxonomy places the organism in Eukaryota, Fungi, Ascomycota, Sordariomycetes, Thyridiales, Thyridiaceae. The coding region runs from base 1 to 1065 and encodes 354 amino acids.
AUGGCGACUCUUCGCGAAGUGUCGCGGCCCCUGAGGCAAUUACCUUUCAGCCAAUUGAUUCGGCCAGCGGCUCCGUUCUGCGUUAGGCGAUGCGCGUCGACACAGGCCGCUGCGACUCCCGCCAGCAAGGUCCCUGACCUUGCGGACCUCGAGGCAGACUCGUCUCUCCUGACGCCAGAGCUCGGCCAGGAUGUGAAGGCCACAACUCCCAGGAUCAGGGCUAUGAAGAGGAAAACCAAGUUGCCCGGUAGCAGAUACCAAUAUCACCCGCCCAAGUACGAGCGCGGCCCACUGCAUCCUAUCCAGUCCCCUGCAUCAUCCGAUCCCGUCGCGCGAGACUUCGUCCCCGGACCUUACAACCUGCCCCGUCUCAAGCAGACAUACCAGUCCACGAUCGCCUCCGACAUCAUGACCCUGACCUACACCCACAAGCCGCCCGGGACGGUCGAGCGAGAAACGCCUGAGCGUCUGCGAGGUUGGGAUGGCUCUUCGCCGUACCACAAGAACCGAGCGCGGCGAGGCCCCCGUGGCUCCGCCGUCCUGCGCCCGAUCGAGAAGGACAUUGACUUCCGCAACAUCCCCGAGAUCAAGUCGGUCACGGUCGUGUCGCACGUGCCCAAGGCCGUCAAGGACCCGGACCACCUCAUCGUCGCGCGCGCCAUGAUGCAGGCCAUCACGGGCUCCGUCCCCGAGAUCACCAAGGUCAAGACGAGCGUCGUCCAGUGGGGCAUGCAGUCCGGCAAGCAGGCCGGUGUCAAGGCGACGAUCCACGGCAACGACGCCUACGAGUUCGUCGACAAGUGCAUCCACCUCGUCUUCCCCAAGAUCAAGGACUGGAAGGGCAUCAAGGGCAGCACCGGAGACAGCUCUGGCAACCUCGCGUGGGGUUUCGAGCCGGAGGACAUGGCGCACUUUCCCGAGAUGGAGGCGAACUACUCUAUGUACCCUCCCAAGAUGGUUCCCGGUUGCCGUGUGUUCGUAGAGACCACUGCCCGGUCGGAUAGGCACGCCAGGCUUCUUUUCCAGGCCAUGGGCAUCCCCUUCUAUGGUGAGCUCAGGGAUUAG